CCCAUUUCUGGCAAAUAGGAGAAGAGGGACCAAAGCCGACUGCCUCUACACACAGGACUUUCCCUUCGGCGUAUGCGUUAAAAAUUGUGAUUUUUUUCUAUUAAAGAACGUCUUUCAAGGGAAAAUAUGUCUACAAGACCGGGAUUCUACCGGCAAGAGCUGAACAAGACAGUCUGGGAGGUGCCCGAACGAUACCAGAACCUCACACCGGUUGGAUCGGGAGCUUACGGCUCAGUAUGCUCGGCGUAUGAAGUGCGCCUCCGCCAGAAAGUGGCUGUUAAGAAGCUCUCUCGACCGUUCCAGUCCCUCAUCCACAGCAGAAGGACGUACAGAGAACUGAGACUUCUCAAACACAUGAAGCACGAGAACGUGAUUGGACUCCUAGACGUUUUCACCCCAGCAGCUUCUCUUGAAGACUUUCAUGAGGUCUACCUUGUCACCAAUCUGAUGGGAGCGGAUCUCAACAACAUAGUCAAGUUUCAAAGACUUUCAGACGAACAUGUACAAUUCCUCAUCUAUCAGCUUCUCCGGGGCCUUAAGUACAUUCAUUCAGCUGGACUGAUCCACAGAGAUUUAAAGCCGAGCAAUGUAGCAGUGAACGAAGAUUGUGAACUCAGGAUCCUGGAUUUUGGUUUAGCCAGGCAGACGGAUGAUGAGAUGACCGGUUAUGUGGCCACUCGCUGGUACAGAGCACCUGAAAUAAUGCUUAACUGGAUGCACUACAACCAGACAGUGGACAUCUGGUCGGUCGGAUGCAUCAUGGGUGAACUUCUGAAGGGCAAAGUUUUGUUUCCGGGCAACGACUAUAUAGAUCAGCUGAAGAGAAUUAUGGAGGUGGUAGGCACUCCCACCGCUGAAGUCCUGAAGAAAAUAUCCUCUGAACAUGCUCAGAAGUACAUCCAGUCCCUUCCGUACAUGCCCCAGCAGGACCUUGAACAUAUAUUCAGGGGGGCAAAUCCAUUAGCGGUUGACUUAUUGAAGAAAAUGUUAGUAUUGGAUUGUGAUGGGAGAAUCUCUGCCAGUGAAGCUCUGUGCCAUUCGUACUUUUCUCAAUACCAUGAUCCCGACGAUGAACCGGAAGCCCCUCCGUAUGACCAGACCCCUGAGAGCAAGGACCGAACGCUGGAGGAAUGGAAGGAGCUGGUGUAUGAGGAAGUAAACAAUUUCAAAGCCCUGGCCAAUAAACCAGAAACACUUCAAGUUGAACAGUAAUAUGCAAGCGUGAAUACAAUCCAGGAAGACCGUCACCGGCCCUUUACUAUCUGUCAAUCACUCUGACACAGGACUUGGACUGGUGGACACAUACGAACAGACUGCUGCCAUCCAAAGACAAUGCAAAAGUAUUUCCAAGGCAUGAUGCCCUUCCUGUAGGCCGGGGUGUCCAGUGUCGGUCCUGGAGGGCCACUGUCCUGCAGAGUUUAGCUCCAACUUGGCUCAACACACAAGUUUAUAGUCUGCUUUGUGAGACCUUGAUUAGAGUUGAAGCUAAACUUUGCAGGACACCGGCCCUCCAGAACUGACUUUGGACACCCCUGCUGUAGGCUAUAUGCGUGUGUGGGUUUGUACACACAUUUAAUUAUGAGCAAAUGACGAGUGGUAUUGUUGUAACAAUGACACAAUGUAUUAAUAUUUUUAAGGUGCA
Triplophysa rosa is the source of this 1642-nucleotide messenger RNA. It is a transcript of the gene mapk11, whose product is annotated as mitogen-activated protein kinase 11. Lineage: Eukaryota; Metazoa; Chordata; Actinopteri; Cypriniformes; Nemacheilidae. Bases 127 to 1212 code for a protein of 361 amino acids. Gene Ontology annotation, biological process: intracellular signal transduction; protein phosphorylation. The transcript has 12 exons. Gene Ontology annotation, molecular function: MAP kinase activity; ATP binding. The record is from RefSeq and is a predicted model, not a curated record. Gene Ontology annotation, cellular component: cytoplasm; nucleus.